GUGUUUAUACUGCAGUUAUGAAAGAUGUAAUUGAAAAUGUGAAAAAAGACUUUAAAGACAGUGGAAUUGAUGAAGCAGUUUUAUAUGAACUAGAGCGUGUUGCAUCUUGGAAUCAUAUCGAUGGAAAUGUAGGAGAAGAGACUAAUGGCAAUACAACAAAUGUACCAUUUAUUCUACCCGCUACAACUACAGAAUCAACUAAUUACCCAUCAAAUGAAUUUGAAAAGCCACCCCCAGCAGCUGCAGAUCUUCCAACUCUUGCAAUCAAUUCUGAUGCUACUUCUAAUGGAAUGAGAAAACCCCAAUCUUAUAUGAAAAAAAGAAAAGAUAGCACCACUAAAAGGAAAUCGUAUGUUGAUGGAGACGAUAUCAAUUCUGAUCUUGAUGAUUCAGAUGAGGAUGAAGCAGCUGCUGAAGGAGAAUUUCAAAAUAUCAUUUUAUGUUUAUACGAUAAGGUGAAAUAA
Molecule: messenger RNA, 464 nt
Organism: Entrophospora candida
Lineage: Eukaryota; Fungi; Glomeromycota; Glomeromycetes; Entrophosporales; Entrophosporaceae
Source: the annotation of a GenBank genome assembly